Messenger RNA from Zophobas morio, 4993 nucleotides. It is a transcript of the gene sp3, whose product is annotated as phosphatidylinositide phosphatase SAC2. Gene Ontology annotation, cellular component: clathrin-coated endocytic vesicle; early endosome. The transcript is spliced from 11 exons. Gene Ontology annotation, molecular function: phosphatidylinositol-4-phosphate phosphatase activity. The record is from RefSeq and is a predicted model, not a curated record. The coding region runs from base 121 to 3651 and encodes 1176 amino acids. Lineage: Eukaryota; Metazoa; Arthropoda; Insecta; Coleoptera; Tenebrionidae. Gene Ontology annotation, biological process: regulation of endocytic recycling; phosphatidylinositol dephosphorylation.
ACCUGGAGUGGGAAGACGUGUUGGUGUUCUUUCCCUCUUUGUUUACAGUAACAGAAUGACAACAAAUUGUGCAGUUCGGUGUUGACAAUUGCCUUGUUUUUACAAAAAUCCGACGAGACGAUGGAACUGUUUCGGACGAACGAGUUUUAUAUAUUUAUAAAUGGCGAAUACUCGUUGUGGUGGGACAGACAGACAGGUGCAUUCAUACCCAAGACAGGUUGGGAUUUGGCCGACGCCGACGACCCCAUCUGCCUCGGCGUCUGCGACGGCAUCAUCGGCAAAAUAGAGCACUCCACGGUUUUCGAUCCUCGCCUUCUACUUAUCAAAGAAAGUCUUCCAGUAGGAAAGUUACACGGCGACAACGACGUGUACAAGAUAAAAUCCGUUGUAUUUUUACCGCUCGGUCCGGAAAACGUCGAACUCAAUUUACAAACAUGUCCGAAACACAAAACGUACACUCAAAAGAAAAGCACAAAUUCGAUUUUCGACAUCCAGAAGAACGCAACGUUGACGAAGACGUGGGGAACCCUCAAGAGUGCAGGGAAUACUAUAAAAAACACGACCCAACAAGCCGCAGCUAUAGCCACAGGAACGCCAAAGAGACGCGACUUCAAAGAUAAAGAACGGUUCGAGAGGCAGAUCGUCGAAGAGUUUCACAAGAUCUUCACCGAUACCAAUUCGUUCUAUUAUUCCAAGACGACGGAUUUGACUAAUUCUUUGCAAAGGUUGUGCAGUUUGGAGAAGCAGAAUUUGAUCGACCCGAAGGCCUCGUGGAAGAGCGUCGACGAUCGGUUCUUUUGGAACAAACACAUGUUGGACGAUUUGAUCGCUCUUAAUAACCCUCUGUGCGAUCCCUGGAUUCUGCCCAUCAUCCAAGGCUACAUCCAAAUUGAAAAUUGUCGAGUGGAACUUCCCCGGGACUUCCAGCCGAACGACGGCAAAAACUAUGAAAUUUUCACGUUGUGUAUACUGUCUCGGCGUAGCCGAUUUAGAGCGGGUACGAGGUACAAAAGGAGAGGAGUCGACGAGGACGGUCAAUGCGCCAAUUACGUGGAAACCGAGCAACUGGUAGCUUAUAAAACGCACGAGGUCUCGUUCGUACAAGUUCGAGGUUCCGUUCCAGUCUACUGGUCUCAGCCGGGUUACAAGUACCGACCUCCUCCUCGGAUAGAUAAAGGAGAGGCAGAAACGAAGGAAGCUUUCGAGAAACACUUCUCAAACGAAAUCCAGAAGUACGGUCCUAUAUGUGCCAUCAACCUCAUCGACCAAACUGGGAAAGAAAAGGUUAUUUUUGACGCCUACUCUACUUAUAUUUUGUACUAUAACAGUCCUUUCAUUACGUACGUCACGUUCGACUUCCACGAAUACUGCAGAGGGAUGCAUUUCGAGAACGUCUCGAUUCUGAUAAACGCUCUAGUCGACGUCAUCAAAGACAUGAAUUACUGUUGGAGGGAUAAACAAGGACACAUAUGUUCCCAGAACGGAGUAUUCCGUGUUAACUGCAUCGACUGCCUUGAUCGCACCAACGUGGUUCAGACUGCCCUAGGUAAGGCCGUUAUGGAAAUGCAGUUUUGCAAGCUCGGUCUGAUUACACCGGAAGGAGUCAUGCCUAACAGCAUCAAGAGCACUUUUCAGCUUCUGUGGGCCAACAACGGAGACACGAUCAGCAAACAGUACGCCGGUACUAACGCUCUCAAGGGCGACUACACUCGAACUGGGGAACGCAAAUUCACGGGGAUUAUGAAAGACGGAAUGAAUUCCGCCAACAGAUACUACAAAAACCACUUUAAAGACUCGGUGAGGCAGUGUUGUUUAGAUAUAGUGCAUGGCGUCAAUUUGAACGAAAUCGAAAUUCAGGAUUUUUGGGCCGAUUUACGCACUUUGGGCUGUAUCGCGAGCGAAAUCCUACCCGACGAGCCUCCGUCUUAUACGCCCCAAAUCGCUCUCAAACAGGAAUUCGAACUCGCAAACGUCCUGUAUCAGUUCUCUAGGUAUUACUUGAGCCGAUUUAAGGACUCGACGCGUCAAGGCACUAUCGAUCUUAUGCUGGGCAACGUCGUCUCCGAGGAUAACUUCAACGAAUCUAAAACGCAGCAUUUCGAAGAAGACAGCGCCGCGACGGCCGAACACGUCAAACUCCUCAUCGAAGACUGUAAAAAGAUGUUGAUCAACCAACCCGAGCUCGUCUUGGGUUCGUGGGGCUUGAUUAACGCCGAUCCUGCCACAGGCGAUCCGAACGAAACAGAAAUGGACUCUAUUUUGAUCCUAACCAAAGAUUCGUAUUUCGUCGCCGAUUAUGACGACCAAGUCGACAAAGUCACCAAAUACCAGAGGGUUCUCCUCGAAGAUGUGGCGAUGCUCGAGUGCGGAAUCCCGGAGACUGGCGCUUCGUUAUUCAAAGCGACUAAGAAUCGGUUUUGCGUCCGUAUUAACUACAAGGUGGACAAUGUUUCGGGCUAUUAUCACAUGUUCCGAUCGACGAACCUGAGGUUCUUCAACAACAUGGCCGUUAUUAUCAAGAACGAAGAGGAAGAGAUAGAGUCCCUGAAAGCAAUUUGCGAAGCGUUCGUCGUCGCUUUGGAUAUCUGCGGUUUACCUCCCGUUCCGUUCAGCUGCGGUAAAUGUCUCGAUAGACGGAAGUCGAAAGUCAUCAAUAACGAGACUCACAGGAGUAGCAUUUAUUUAGAUAUCGUGGGAUUGCCUCAGAUGACUCGGAACGUUUCGGAGAGUCAAUUAUUAUCCCUGAAAAACGUCGGUUCCAAAGCCAUCUCAAACAUGACCCAGCAAUUCAGCAAGUUGAAUAAAAUCGGCAACACUUUCAAGAAAAACAAAUUCAAGAGGGCCAAUUUCACGAUCGGAGCCAACAACAACAAAGAGUCUUCCAGCGACACGGACGACGAUUACGAGAAUUCCAUUUUUCAGCCGAACGCGACCGAUACGGGAUCUUUGCAUUUCGCCACGGAUUCCAGCUCGAACAGCGGCAAUCGCAGCAACAUCUCUAUCGAGCAGGCGGAAGAGGCCACGGAAAAUUCCAUCUUGAGCGGGGAAAGCAAAAGCGACGCCUUUCUGCCGAGCGUCGGGAUCGUAAUGGGCAAUACUAACGACACGAUCGAAGCGACCUUGGAGCAGAAACAAAACCUACUGACCCGCGAAGAUUCCUCCCAAGUUAAUAGCGUCCAACUCGCGAGCAUAAUGCAGAACGUGUCCCUCCAGAAUCCCACGCCCGAAAUCCAGAUCAACUCAGAAGGGUUCGAUACGAAGAAGCAGCCACCGAACACGCUCAAACUGGACAAGAAAUUGAGCCACUCGUCGGGAGAAGUGGACGACGCGGAUCUGAAACCGUCGGUGGAAGCGAGGUUCGACAAACGCUCGAAUUCGGACUACGAUGUCGCUCUGAACAUAUCGCAGUCGCAGAGCGAAUCGGCGUUGAAGAACAAAUUAAGCAACAUCACGAGCCCGGUGGCCAGCGCUACAAAGGAUCUCGUCUUCUCGCCUUUGACGAAGUUUGCCAAGGGCGUGCAAAAUUUAGGAGCCAACUUGGACCCGAGGAGAUUAGGCCAGGUUCGGAACGUCACCGAGAAAGACCUGGAAGAACACAGGAAGCUCCAGGAGAAGUGGCAAAACAGCAAGACUAGACUAAUUGCUUUGUAAAUUUUGUAAAGGGUCCGAUGGAAUAGGGUUUAGUUUCGACUUGAGUUUCGGUUGCCACUAGCGUUGGAUCAGGACGUUGUUGUAGUUAAACAAAUGCGAUUGUUACGUUUGUCCGAGUUAUUUAUUUUAUUUAUUGUAGGAAUUCUGACACCAAACGUUUGUAUAAAAAUUAGAUAGUUCCGGAGGCUGUUUUUAUAGAGUCUGGCUCUCUGAAGAGUGAUGGCAAGUAUUCAGAUAGACGCUUUACAAAGUAGUUUGUUAGUUGUAAGAUACUGAGCGCGAUGCUUAGUUUUUUCGCCUCUGAUUUUAAAAUUUGACAUGGCGGAAUUUAAUUAACGUACUCUUGCUACGGAGAUCGACUAAGUACUUUUUAGUGGGGACACUUACAAGUUAAUUUAAUUUGUUGCGUGUUUGGAGCACACUCGAGAGGAAAUUACUCGAGAGCACUUAACGCUAUUGAAUUAAAUUUAAUAUUUUUGAUAUUUUAGCGUUAUUAGUGUAGGUGGUAUUCUUGACGAUGUUGCCGUGCGUUUCCUAGUAAGAGUGCAAAAACGAGAUUAUCAUUUGUGUCCGUUUACAGUAAAUCGUCAAUUAAAUCUUAACGUUAAAAAUGUAACUUGUUGAGCGAGGAAGUCAAGGCGGCUUUUGCGGAAUUUAAUAAGUUUGAAACCUUGCAAAAAAUACAUUUAAUAAGCAGCAUUUUCAACUGCAUAUUAUAAAAGUGUACAUUAAAAUUAAUACUCAACCUUUCACAUUUGGUAUACUUAACUGUUCAUUAUUCAUGUUUAUCCUCUAUAAUUACAACAUUUUAAUGUUCGUCCUUUGUAAACAUUCUUCAAAAAAAAAAAAGAUCGAUAAUACGAUACCAACGUAACUGCUGAGUCAGCACUUUUAAUCUCGUUUUGUUUUUUACUAUUGGCCAGUAUGCCGAAAUCUGUUUCAGUGCCGUCAUAAAAGAAAACGCGAAGCGCGUUUACAACCACUCUGAUAAGGUGAAAUAACUGUUACCAUUCAUUCAGUAUUAUUAAAAAAAAAAGGUGCGAUUAAAGGAUUAGAAUUGCGUAGAUCGAACUACUAGCUGAAAGCUUUAAUGAAUUAACAAAAGCACAAAGCUUUUUAGGAUCUACAUGUGAUAUUUUAGACAUAGUUACGGUCAUAUCUAUAUUGUUUUAGAGGGACGUCGGCGUUCCACAACUUGUAGUUUUUCUCUGGAUGUACUUAAUUUUCUAAUCUAGACACGAAUAAAGUCAAUUACUCAACAUUCCUACUCUGUGACAUGUUUAGUAUUGUUGUUAUUGUUUUGCUGGAUUAUUUAUUGUUUCUAUUAGAGUAUUUACAAAGC